AUGAGUCAAAACCGAACGUCUUUGUAUUACCAAAAAGCCAAAGAUAUUUUGCAAUUUGAUUUGCGUGGUUGUCUGGAAAAUUGUACAAAGCAAAGAUGGAGCGAGUAUCAGCAAGAACUAUUUGGUUCCGAUUUGGCUAAUGAUGAUGAUGAAAAAAGAAUUGAAAAAUAUGUGGAAGAUCAAUAUUCCAAUGAUUGUGGAUUGGCUAAACAAUGGAUCAAGAAUGAUCUAAAACAAAAACGAAAGAAAUUGAGAGAUUCCACUUGUCGUAAUGAUCAGAACGAACUUGAUCUGUCGUGGCUCUCCAAAUUGGAUGAAAAUGUAAAAUUUGAUAUUUUAGAAUUCAUUCCAACCUAUUCCAAGUGGAACGUCUUCAAAGAAGAUCAUGUCUAUCAAAUCUAUCUCAGAAAUAUUAAAUUUCCAAAACGUGAACGACCAGAAAACAAUCCACAUGAAUAUUUUAUGGAUAUUCCGUUCAUCACAUUCCACAAAAUGCGUCUCAUUUGCAAACGAUUCAAUACAAGAAUGAUGAGAAGAAUUUUACAAACCACAGAACUGACACUAUUUGAACUGAGCAACACUACUUUACCCUAUUUUGCAACCUUUUUAAGAAUGCAACGACUUUUCAAAGAGAAUAAUGACAAACUACCCACUGAUAGCAUUUACUUGUAUCAAGACGUGAAUAUGCUUAGCUGUUACAACCACAAUCGUAACUUGAAAAAAGAUCUUGUUCUAGAACUUAAACACGAAAGUGAGCAAGAGAAAACUCAAAGUUUAAGUAAUAAUUCUCAGCAACAAUGGUCACUUCAAAUGAUUCCUCCAACAACUUCCAAAACCCAAUCAACAGGUUUUGUUUUCCCAUCAACACCCUUUUCAUUUCAAAUUUCCAAAAGUGAGUCCAAUAAUUACUUGACCAAUGUUGUGAAGGAUCUGACCUCUCCACAAAACGGACUUUUUACACCACUGCAAGCUGACAAUGUGCCUAAGCAGUCUUUUUGGUCGAACUUUCGGAAUCCAGCAGAAAUCAAAGCUCCGAAAAAGCCUUCUCCACAGGUCGAUGGUUUUGAGCAUCAGACUCACACUCCAAUUAAGGAACAAGAUCUCAUGGAACCUGCUUAUGAAAUUAAGCCACACAAGGAUCUAUCGUAUUUGGUCGAAUGUUCUUCAAAUUCCUCUUUUGAUUUUGACCCCUUCUCUGAUUCUAGAAAACAAUCACUUACCAAACCAAGUACAAACGACUCCUCUACAGACUCGGUUUCUAUUUCAGAUUUUGUAUGCACAUCAUUUAUUGGAAAUAAUACGACAGUUACAAGUAUAUUAUUAUACGCGACAGUUGCAGAAGUCCCGCCUACACUAUUUACUUGUUUAAAAUCUUUACAGAAAGCCGUUAUAUGGACUUGUAAAGGUCGUGUCCUUUUAUCCAGUCCUUCUGUGAAAGAAGUGGUUAUGAUCAAUUCCAUGUCAAAUAUUGACGAUCUCCAAGAAGAUUUUCCAAAUGUCACAACUUUCACAUGCUACAACUUCAAACCAGUGGACACUACUUCUAGCAGAUUGCAGAGAUUUGCCAAUAUUAUUUCAUCCAAAAGAAUUAGCCAACUUUUUGAUUUUUUCCAAACUCUCGAUUCAAGAAUUUCCAUGAAAUUAAUGAACAUUAUUGGCACUACAGUAGCGGACGCUAUUGUAAUUUCAGAAAAACCUCAAGGGCGAUUGAGUUUAUACGUAUUUAUUGAACACCUUGUCAAAGAAAGGGGAGCUGAGUGUGCAAUGGAGUUCAUGACAUUUUUAUUGAAAGACCUGCAUUUUCCAAGCGAAUUGUUAGGAAUGUUUUUCCUAUCAGCGUUGCAAGUAGUUAACUCAAGAGAGCUGCAAUGUGUGACACAAUUUACAGUUUAUUUAUGCAAUGAAUAUCGAGACGGAAUAUUGUUACAACUACCUAUCGAACGACAAACUUUCGGAAGGGAAGUAGAACCCGCAUUUUUGCUCUUAAUAAGUUAUGGAUGGAAUUGGUGGGCCCAAAACGAGUGUAUUUAUCUUUGUAUUUCAUUUUUCAAAGACAAGAGACAAGAACGAUGUGUGGAAUAUUUAUUGGAACAUGAUUACUUACGUUGUUGGGAUAUAGAUCAUUUUUAUUCACUCAUGUUGCAUUGUAUUGCGGUACAACAACCAUUGAUUACCGUCCCCAUUCUUUCCUAUUUGUUGAUGCAUCGGGAAGAGUUACUCAUGAAUCUAUUGUGCAUGCGUGUGAAAUGUGAACGACGACAGGAAUCGUUUGUUAAUUCACAAAAAACCACAACAUUACAUGUGCCAAUGCUUGGAUUGUUGUUCCGAAUCCGAGUGUAUGGUGGAUUGGUACUGCAACGAGCUGUUGAAAGAAUGCCUCCUGAGCAAUUUGAACAACUGGGAGUGACUGAACGAGGUGAUACUAUUUUGCAUAUCUUGUUGCAUAGUAUGAGGGAAAGUCAAGUUAUUGUCGUUGAUUCGAAAAAACCCCAAAUGGUUGCAUGUUGA
This is a messenger RNA of Naegleria lovaniensis, 2508 nucleotides long. RefSeq lists its product as uncharacterized. The record is from RefSeq and is a predicted model, not a curated record. The transcript has a single exon. The coding region runs from base 1 to 2508 and encodes 835 amino acids. NCBI's taxonomy places the organism in Eukaryota, Heterolobosea, Eutetramitea, Acrasida, Naegleriidae.